Molecule: messenger RNA, 1172 nt
Organism: Trypanosoma grayi
Lineage: Eukaryota; Euglenozoa; Kinetoplastea; Trypanosomatida; Trypanosomatidae
Exons: 1
Source: RefSeq, a predicted model, not a curated record
CGCCGCUGUGUGCGUGGUGCGCCUGCGGGUGUGCGGCAGAAGGCGACGAUCAAGAGACUUCUUCAUCUGGGACAGAUCUCGUGUCAUCCUCGGUGUCUAAUGACCUUUCUACAAGGUCUGAUGGUAAGGUGUGCCCUUCACCUGGAGGGCAGGCCACUUUGCAGAAUUGCUCUUCCCGUGGAGAGAGUGGCAAAGCACUGGAGCCUGAAGUUUGUAAGAAUGGUGAUUCGCGUGUGAACUGCUUUGCCGCUUCUGCGACCUCCUGUAAAGUUAAAGGGGGUUUAAACUGUGCAGAUACUAAAAACCCCGACUCCGAUGUGUCCUGCACAGGUACUGAAGGAGGUUGCACGGAUUUAACUGUGACGAGGCUGGGAAGUAGCUUGGCGGAACGUCAGGGGCUACCCAAAGAAGCCACCCGCUGCCCUGAUUCAGAAGCUGGUGCCUCGGGUGAUGGGACUUGUGUGUCUUCCGGGAUGGGGGCACCUAAAUCAAUUACGGAGGGCGGCCCUGAUGGAGCGAGAGGUAAGGGGAAGUCACCUCAAGACACUGUUUUGACGCCUGGGCCUGAAUCAGCAUCUGCACAGGGGAACAGAGAGCAGACAGACGGGGAGUUGAGUUCUGGUAGGACACGCACUCAAAGUAUCUCCAACAAGGAUAAGGCGGACGGAAUCCAAAAUCAUAAUGAAGCUGAGAUUGCCAAAAGAGUAAAAGAACCGGAAAGUUUGGAAAAGAAAGAAACACUGGAAGAGGAGACACCUUCCGGACACCAACAAACCAACCCCUCUGCCACUGACCAUCCAGGAGGAAUCACCAGUGGAAGUGAUCAUCCCAAUCAAGGUAGAGUUGGUGCGCAGGAUACGCGGAAACGCGGCGACCCCCAAAAUGUGGGAAAACAGGGCGAGAGUAAAAACGAUGUUUCUCAAGCAGCUGAUACCAUGACGAGCCGCUCUGAUGGUGCAGCUCCUGAAAAUAAUACCUCCGUACACGAGGCUACCACUUCGCCAGAAUCUAACAGCGUCUCGAGUGCCGUCGUGACGAUUGUUAAGGAGAGCGGUACUGAAGCAAUGACAGCGCAGGGAGCAGUAACAUCUGCUUCCACGAGUGUUGGUACAAAUCAUGUACCUAACGAAAAACCUACAUCCGCUGCUGCUGCGGUCGAUGACACGAAGGAC